CAUGCCUGCCUUCUCACCACGGCCAAUUAAAAUCGCUAUCACAAAAUCCUGUUCUCUCCCUUCCAUCAUAACUCUCUUAAAAACAUCCAAACUUCGAACUCAUCUUCACCAAGUACACUCUCACCUUAUCAAAAAGGGCCUUCAACAAGACCACUCACUUAUCUCCCAUUUUAUUUCUCUUUGUCACUCACUUGGCACCUCUCUCUCAUACUCCACCUCCAUUUUUAAUCAAAUUAUCACUCCCAGUACCUUUCUUUGGAAUACCCUUUUAAAAGGGUAUUCCCAGAGGGGUUGUUUUAUCGACAUUUUAAAGUAUUUUAUUCGAAUGAUUAGGGAGGGUGGAGUACCUGAUAUAUAUACGUUUCCAUUGGUAAUUAAGGCUUGUUCGAGUGAACUUAUUUUAAGAGGAGGAACUGCGAUUCAUGGGGCUGUGAUUAGGUUAGGAUUAGAUGAUGAUGUUUUUGUGUGUACUAGUUUGAUUGACCUGUAUGGUAAAUGUAAGGAGAUUGAGUGUGCCCGCAAGGUGUUCGAUGAAAUGACGAACAGAAACGUUGUUUCUUGGACGGCGAUGGUUGUCGGGUAUGUGAUUGUUGGUGAUUUAGCAGAAGGGAAGAAGAUGUUUGAUUUAAUGCCGGAGAGGAAUAUAGUGUCGUGGAAUGCGUUGAUUGGCGGGCUAGUUAAGAUAGGUGAUAUGAGCAGUUCUAGGAAACUGUUCGAUGAAAUGCCUGAAAGAAAUGUGAUUUCUUACACAACGAUGAUUGAUGGUUAUGCAAAAUCAGGUGAUAUGGCGUCAGCUAGAUUGUUGUUUGAGGAAGCUCCGGAUAGGGAUAUUGUUGCGUGUUCGGCAUUGAUAACAGGGUAUGCACAGAAUGGUCAGCCUGAUGAGGCUGUGAAGAUUUUUUAUGAAAUGUAUUUUAAAGAUGUUAAGCCGGAUGAGUUUAUAAUGGUGAGCUUGAUGUCCGCAUGUUCUCAACUGGGUAGUUUGGAAUUAGCCGAGUGGGUUGAUUUUUAUUUGAGUAGGAGUGAGUUGGAUCUUAGUCGAGGUCAUGUUAUUGCCUCUCUUAUAGACAUGAACGCAAAGUGUGGGAACAUGGAUAGAGCGGAAGAACUGUUUGAAGCUAUGUCUAAUAGAGACCUAAUUUCAUAUUGUUCAAUGAUACAAGGAUUGUCGAUUCAUGGUCAUGGCACACAGGCUGUCUUCCUCUUCAAUAAGAUGAUAAGUGAAGGGUUGAUUCCUGAUGAGGUGGCCUUCACGAUCAUUUUGACUGCUUGUAGCCAUGCUGGCCUUGUGGAGGAGGGUUUGCAUUACUUUGAAUCCAUGCAAAGUGUGUACUCUAUUGUUGCUUCUCCUGAUCAUUAUGCAUGUAUGGUUGAUCUUCUCAGCAGGACAGGACACUUAAAAGAAGCAUAUGAGCUUUUAAAUUCAAUGCCUGUGGAACCUCAUGAAGGUGCUUGGGGUGCACUACUUGGGGCCUGUAAGUUACAUUGUGAUGUUGAGUUAGGGGAGUUAGUUGCCAAAAGGCUUUUUGAGCUUGAGCCACUAAAUGCCGGUAGUUUUGUGCUUUUAUCCGACAUCUAUGCAGCAGCAGACCGCUGGCUGGAUGUUUCUCUUGUGAGAAAGGAAAUGAAAGAGAGGGGAGUUAGAAAAAUACCUGGUUGCAGUCGGAUUUAGUUUAUAAGAUUAGUUUCUCUGUAUAUUCUAUUGGUUUCCUAGGAUCAGAGAUGUGCUGGAAUUCCAAGUUUGUGUAAGUCAGAAUCUUUUCUCUCGGGACCCUUUUUUGUAGAAUUAAAUAUGAGGGAAUUCUAAUUUCUCUCCAAAUUGGAGAGUAGAGGAAUUAAGCUGUGCAGCUUUUUAUCUUGUCCACGGUCUCAAUUUUGUGCAAUCUUACUGAGUGUAAAGGCAUUUUUGUUGCAAAUUUUAAAUUCAUCUCCUAAAGUUGGUGCAUCACGGUGUGGUUAUUACUCUGUUGAAUGCAAGAAGGCUUUGGAAGAUCAAUCCAAACUGUCUCUGCCACACAUUACACUAAUAUCUAUUAAUUAAUCCUGAAGCAGAAUUCAAGCCCCCAAUUCCAUUUACUGUUUCCACAUAUUAAGGGUUUCGAUUUUAUGGUGAGAGAUUUGGGAAGCUGGACAGGAAGGAAUAUGUGUAACAUGAACCUUGUGAUGUAUGAUUAGGUGACAUAAAGGAAAGCUUAGUCUAGGAUUGAUGGCAAUCACAGAAUUCCUCUUGUUCUUUGUUUUAGCAGGCAAAUCAUGCUGGGGCUGUUGGCCAUUAGGCAGAACUUGCAAGCAACAUAGGUCAUUCUGAAUUCUCCUGGUUUUUGUAGAUUAAUAAAGAGAGUAAAUAUUCUUGUUUAGUUUGUAAUGCAGCCUUGUGAACCAAAAGUUUAUUAAAGGUAUGUUAAAGGGCUUUAGAUCUUUCAAUUUGUUGCGGGAGCAAAAUGAUUUCUAU
Pistacia vera is the source of this 2452-nucleotide messenger RNA. Its product is annotated as putative pentatricopeptide repeat-containing protein At5g37570. The record is from RefSeq and is a predicted model, not a curated record. NCBI's taxonomy places the organism in Eukaryota, Viridiplantae, Streptophyta, Magnoliopsida, Sapindales, Anacardiaceae. Gene Ontology annotation, molecular function: protein binding; RNA binding. The transcript has a single exon. Gene Ontology annotation, biological process: RNA modification. Bases 2 to 1672 code for a protein of 556 amino acids.